GCGCGCCGAACGAUCGAUGGUCGAUGCCGCGGCCGUCGUUGGAGAUGAUACGUCCUUGAGCCAGACUGCAACAUCGCCCAAUGCAUCGCAGAAGUCGCCUCUGACCUUGCCAACCCACCGGCAGGUCCAUGACACGUACAAAGUGAUCACACCUGUGAACUCUCCAAAACGUGCUCCUGCAUCGACCGACCCCGUGAGCCCACAUAGUUCCGCUGUCGUGCAAAAGAGACCAAAUCUCCAUCUGAACUUGAGCAUCAUCAAGUCGGCUCCCUCUCGCCCGCUUGUGCCCAGUGCCACGGGUCGCGUGAAGAAGGUGACACGUGACAUUGCCGCCCUCGACUUUCUUCAAAACAUACCCAUGUCAUCCGAGUAUUACAGCUCAACAAACGACGCAAGCUACCUCAACUCGCCAGUGCCACACGACUCGAAUGAACCCGGUGGAGUCGUCAUGUCCGACAAUGAGGAUGACCAUGCGCUCGCUGGCCGUCGACUUCCUGGACCAGACUGCCAGGUCGUGCGGAUGCCUCCAUUGAUUCGCUACCGCAUGACAACAAAAUACCCCCCGGCAUCGGCCACCGUACGGCUUUGGGAAGGCAACAUGAACGAGCAAGGGCUUCUGAAUGGCAGGAUAUUCCUCUCGAGCGGCAAGGGUUACCCCGUCACAGUCACAUCUGUGAUCAAAUACAAUGGGAAUCAAACCAAGGUGCGGCACCCCGUGAGUUAUCGUGACAGCGUUGUGACUCCGUACGACUGGCGGGGCAAGUCGUACUUCCAGCUCUUGCACUCUACGUGGAGCAGCUGCGAUAUGGACCGCGAUGCCCAAGAUAAGCAUCCUGUGCCGCUGCAAUACCAACCCAACUUUCUCGACAAUCCAGAAUACCGCCAAGGACGGCAUAAGGACGUGAUACGAGGGGACCGGAAGCUCGGGCCCAUGGUCAGCAGCAUCAUGCGCUUUGUCAAGCCCAAUGACUUGAAAGAGGAACUGAACAAGCAAUUUCGAGAAGCCCACCCUUGGCUCCACGACUCCGACCUGAGCUUGAGCAAGAUCCGCAACCUCAAGCAGGAAGCGCUGCUCAUGGGCCAGCGCAUUCACCUGGACAUCUCGACAGUCGCCCUCGCGUGUGUGUACUUUGAGAAGCUCGUGCUGGAAAACUACGUGACCAAGACCAACCGAAAGCUGUACAUGUCGGCGUGCUUGAUUUUGGCCGUCAAAUUCAACGAACCAAGGGUACUCGUGCCUCUUCCUUCGUUCCUUCUUCGUGUGGUGCUUCAUGGAGUCAAUCAGGGCACUGACGAUCUCUUGGUCGUGGUCAAGAAGCUCUUGGUUGAGAUCGACCAAGUUCACUCGAUACCAUCACGUGAUGUGCUUGCCGUCGAAUUUCGAGUGUACGCGGAACUAUCGUUUGCGCUGCACGUGCCGCUGACCGAGAUACAAGUGAGUUCCUUUUGCUGAUUUAACAUAUACUUGAGUAACCAACGUGUCUAGCCGCAUUUCGCGCGGUUGCUCAAGUGCAUGGAAAGCAACCCCCGCAAGUACUUGGGCGAAGACAUCUUUUCGUUCUACUCAAAACUCGUGCACGAUGAGGUGGUAGCACCCCUGCAUCGGACCGACGACGACGACUUGGACGACGAUGAUGACUGCACCGAUGGAGAACACUUGCUCAGCGACGCAGAAGAACUGGAGGACGAACCGACCGAGACGGGGCGCACGUCACUGUUCCCGUGGAACCAAGUGUCGUUUACGCAGUGGUGGAAGGAUCGGACGUAGCGUCGAAUUGAAAUGAAUCGGCCGGGUGCAGGCCCCACGUCAAGUUGUUUAGUAGGUGUCGCUCGGACUAAACUCUGAUGGGCGGAACGACGUGCUCGGAUUCGAAUGCCAUGUGA
Aphanomyces invadans is the source of this 1884-nucleotide messenger RNA. RefSeq lists its product as hypothetical. Bases 17 to 1453 code for a protein of 478 amino acids. Lineage: Eukaryota; Oomycota; Saprolegniomycetes; Saprolegniales; Verrucalvaceae. Gene Ontology annotation, biological process: regulation of cell cycle. The record is from RefSeq and is a predicted model, not a curated record. The transcript has 6 exons.